UAGAAUGAAUGUGAAAGUCAGGAAAAAUAAUAGUUUGUUCAAGCGUUUAAUAUUUUGCGAGCAGUGACGACUUGAAUAUGGGCAAUUUUCAAUCGAUAAUAAAUGCAAAUUUAGCGAUAACGGUGGUCCAGGAUUUAUGCGCUGUAAAAAAAUCAUUUUGAUGAAUUUCGAGAAAAUAAAUUCAUUUUCAUUACUUACUAGUAAUUACCUUUCUAUGGUAAAAGUUUGAGGGAAAACUAUUUUCUGACCCGAAAUGCAGUGGGCCGCUUUUACAGAGACUGCCUCUUAAAUUUCCCCGAAUAACGAGGGACAAUUUGUAACCAGGGACAAUUUGUAAAAGCUGUCUUUUACAAAUUGUCCUUCGUUAUUCGGGGAAAUUUAAUCACUAAUUUCCCGAGUGAUAUGGUAUUACUUUGUACGAGAAUCACGAUCGAGAUCGAUUGAAAUCCUAAGUAACGUGAUCGUACCCUAGGAGAUCUGGGGAUUCUUCAUAAUGUGCUUCAUGGAUUAUCCUAGAUUCUAACGGUGUAUUUCAUUUUAAGAUUUUUUAAGUGUUUAGAAUCUUGUCAUCUAGUACUAAUGCAGCCUGUGUAUAAAUUUGGAUGAAAGGUCUAGGGCAGAAAAAACGUUAUGACGCCGCUUGAAAAUUCAAUCCAAAAUUUGAAGAUAUAAAACAUCGCGCUGUAGAAACAUUACUGUUACCGUUGAAGAGAUUGCCUYGAAGUUUUCACAUACAUAUUUCCAAGUAUUGCGGAUGAGCCUUACGAAAAAUCAGCAUCAAAUCUUAAAAGCUCAUCGAAUAAUUUUUUUUACUAUAAAUUGACGUAAACUUCAAAUAUGAAAGUUUUGCUAAAAAAUCACAUUUUCUUCACUAGCUCCAAUUUUUCCUUCAAACAGACCAGAACUUUAUCUAGAUGGUAGUGAAAUUUCUACAGCUCGUCCUAUUCAAAUUUUGGAGAAAACGUUUUUUUUUUCGGUCGACAACAACAUCGGCCCUGUUCAAGACACUAUAGACUGUAAAUUAUGACCCUUUCUAAGACUACAACGUAGCGACACGCUUAAUAGUAUAGUGAUCUUUUUCUGUUCGGUUUCGUGAGGAUUCAUUAAAUACAGCUAGAGCGGCGCUUCCCAGCUCCUCCACUAAGGAAUGAUACACCUGCCUGCCAAGAUUUGACCAAUUGAACGGGUUGUUGUAUAUGCCCACGCUGUAGGAUGCAAUAACUGAUUAAUAAUCUGUGCGGGAGUCGUCAACUGAUAUGUUGGUACUCGUAAACUGAAUGAUGAGAAAUCCGAGAAAACCGCUUAGCUCUUAAACAAAUCACUCACAAGUCGGCUACAAUUACGGGUGUUUGUUAUGCGUGCUUCAACUGCACGUAUGGAAGCAAUCAAAUCAUAGUCAAAUUGAAUGGGAAAGUUGGUAUUUUUACGACACUAUCAAAAAAUUGUUAUCGAGCGUCAAUAUGGUAUUCAUAAUUUAAAACGGAAUUUUUCGCCAAAAAAGUAAAACACAAAAUAGAGUCUAUUCAAAAUCAAUAUUCAUUGUGAGAAUAAUAGAUGGAGGGAAAACAAACGCAAAUCCAAAGUAUUCCAGAGCACAGAAAUUUUUCAUAUGUACCCGUAAAGAAAGGUGGUUUUUUUUUGUCUUAAACUUAGACAAAACAGAGAAAAUUGAGGAGAAAUUUAUAAAAAAAGGAAACUAAGGCUUGGUGACAAUCUACUUCCCGUCCCCCUCCCCGAAAGGGUUUCAGUUUUUUAUUAUUAAUAUCACCAGUAUAGUCUUUCACUCAUGAUGAUGAGUCAUGUUGCACUUUCUGGUAGAAGACGUGCCGCUAAAAACCAAAGAAAUAUUUCUCAGAUUGCUUGGACUUCUCCAGCUUUUACCGCGUUAAGUGAGGUCACAAGACUCACAAUUUGUAGUAAUCUAAAGAAUGGAGAGUUCUGCCAAUCGAGACGAGAAAACGAUAGAUCAGACAAACAGUUCUCAGCAAGAUGACCAAAAGUUUGGGAAUUCUUAUACACCGCCUGAUACUCCUGUUGGACGAAGAUUUGGUGUUGAACGAGUGAAAACCGAUAUUGAGAAAGAUGACAACGGUAGUGGAACCACGGAAUCGAGCCGUGGAUUUCCAGACGAACAUGAACUCCGGCAGAUCUGCUUCAUGGAAGGGACGAUUGGUUACGCGACGAACGAAGCUGUACCAACGACUGUAUUUUAUCGAAAUGAAUACUCUCAGACACCCGGCACUAGGCAGCGACCAACUCUAAGGGAACUACAAAAAGGAUUUGGAGGAGAUUCGCCUAAGCAUCAACAGCUGGACUCACCUGUUAAAUAUUCAGAUGUGGGUAAUGGUAGAUAUCCAGGCAGUCUCAACAUCCAUACCCAUGGCUAUACAAAUGGUAAACUAGCUCCAAAGUUUGGCUGGUUAAAAGGAGUGAUGCUGAGAUGCCUUCUUAAUAUCUGGGGAGUUAUUCUGUACUUACGGCUGACCUGGAUGGUAGGACAAGCUGGGAUUGGUUGGUCCACUAUUGUUAUUCUGCUAUCAGCUGUUGUGACGGUGAUAACCACACUGUCCAUGUCUGCUGUUUGUACUAAUGGAGAGGUUAAAGGAGGUGGUGCAUAUUACCUGAUAUCUCGCAGUCUUGGUCCAGAGUUUGGUGGUUCCAUCGGUCUAAUCUUUUCUCUAGCCAAUGCAGUAGCAGUUGCUUUGUAUGUGGUAGGAUUCGCAGAGACUGUACGUGACAUUCUAAAGGACAACGACUCGUUAAUGGUUGAUGAGGUCAAUGAUAUUCGUAUCGUUGGUAUUUUAACAAUGCUGUUGUUGUUAAGUGUCACUCUUGUUGGUCUUGAAUGGGUGGUUCGCACCCAGAUGUUUCUAUUUGGAAUCCUACUGAUCUCAAUAGUGGAUGUCAUCAUUGGUAUAAUUAUUGGACCUCAGAAUCCAGUCAGUGAGGCACGUGGCUUUACUGGACUAAGUAUGGAUAUCUUUAAGACUAACUUUGACUCCAGUUACCGGAAUGAAAACUUCUUCUCUGUGUUUGCCAUAUUUUUUCCUGCAGUUACAGGAAUCCUUGCAGGUGUGAAUAUAUCGGGGGAUUUGAAAGAUGCACAGAAAGCAAUUCCACAAGGAACGCUUCUCGCAAUCGUAUUAAGUACCAUUGUUUAUGUGCUGCUUGCUUGGCUAAGUGGUGCAUGUGUAUUAAGAGAUGCUCAUGGGAUAGUUGCUAUGGUAGCUGGUGUUAAUGGAACAAUCAAUGCUACAAGUCCAGUUUUUCCAAACUGUCCUGGUCCCGAAUGUGUCUAUGGUCUUAUGAACGACAACCAGGUCAUGGAGAAGAUCUCAGCCUGGGGUCCUCUUGUUACGGGAGGCAUCUUUGCUGCUACCCUUUCAUCAGCCCUGGCUAGUUUAGUUGGUGCCCCCAAGACUUUUCAAGCCCUUUGCAAAGACAAUAUAUUUCCUUAUAUCAAAUACUUUGGUGUGGGGCGUGGCCCAGGUGAAGAGCCAACACGUGGAUAUCUGUUGACUUUUAUCAUCGCGGGCAUAUUUAUAGCAAUUGGAGAGUUAAAUGUCAUUGCACCCGUCAUUUCCAACUUCUUCCUUAUGUCUUAUGCUUUGAUCAACUAUGCUGUGUUUGCAGCGUCGUUGGCACGUUCUCCAGGAUGGAGACCGUCAUUCAAGUACUACAAUAUGUGGGCCUCUCUCAUCGGGGCUAUGCUGUGUGUGGCAAUAAUGUUCCUGAUCAAUUGGUGGGCCGCUUUGAUUUCUAUAGUAAUAGUUACUGCUCUUUAUAAAUAUGUGGAUUACUCGAAACCUGAUGUAA
This is a messenger RNA of Actinia tenebrosa (Australian red waratah sea anemone), 3816 nucleotides long. Its product is annotated as solute carrier family 12 member 1. Lineage: Eukaryota; Metazoa; Cnidaria; Anthozoa; Actiniaria; Actiniidae. The record is from RefSeq and is a predicted model, not a curated record. Gene Ontology annotation, molecular function: sodium:potassium:chloride symporter activity. Gene Ontology annotation, biological process: potassium ion homeostasis; sodium ion homeostasis; sodium ion transmembrane transport. Gene Ontology annotation, cellular component: membrane.